AUGACGACGAUAACCCCGCGAACGGCUGAACCGAAUUCUUUGCUGCACCAAUGCCUUCGCCUUGUCCAUUCAUUGCUUUUUGAUCCUAGCUACCUCUACAUACUCGGUGGAUUAGUCGUUGCUGGGGAUGCUCUCUUGACAGCCUUGAUCAUACGCUUCAUCCCGUACACCGAAAUCGACUGGGAGACCUACAUAUAUCAGCUUGAACUCUACCUGGGGGGAGAAAGAGACUAUACGUUCAUUUCUGGACCUACAGGACCCAUCGUAUACCCUGCUGGACAUGUAUACGUCCACCAAGUCCUAUACUGGCUCACGGACUCUGGAAAGGACAUAGUAUCCGCCCAAGCAAUCUAUGCCGUCCUCUACCUAUCGCUCCUCGCUCUCGUGAUCGCGACCUACCGCCAAGCCGGCGGCGUACCCAACUGGGUGUUGCUGCUCCUGCCCCUCAGCAAGAGGCUGCAUUCCAUCUUCGUUCUACGCCUCUUCAAUGACUGCUGGAUGGCUGUUGCUGCGCACGCCGCGAUCCUCUCAUACGGUGCUAGCUGGGACGUGUUGGGCACUCUACUCUUCGGAUGCGCACUCUCUAUCAAGAUGUCCGCGCUUCUCUAUCUUCCCGGCUUGCUUGUCAUCCUCUUCAGGCGGCACGGGCUCCUCAGCACGCUGGGGCAUGUUCUCGGCGUUGUGCUCAUCCAAGGUGGCAUCGGAGCUCCGUUCCUCGUGCACAACUGGCGCGCCUACCUGAGGUACUCAUACGAGUUCUCGCGCGCGUUCUUGUACAAGUGGACGGUCAACUGGCGCUUCGUGAGCGAGGAAGCGUUCCUCAGCGCGUGGUGGGCGCGGGGCCUGCUCUUUGGGCACCUGGCCACGCUUGUUGCGUUCGGCCUAUCCAGAUGGUGCAGACGUGAUGGUGGUGUCUGGACCGUCGUGAGCAGCGGCCUGCGUCGACCUUCAUAUGCUCCUUCAGCAGUACCCAUGACGGCAGACUAUGUUACAACAGUGCUCUUUACAUCCAACUUGAUUGGCAUCUUGUUUGCGCGGUCAUUGCACUAUCAAUUUUAUUCAUGGUACGCUCUCCAGCUGCCAUUCAUUGCCUGGAGGACAAGAUUCCCGGUCUUUGUAAAACUGGCGUUGCUGCUUGCCGUCGAGUAUGCAUGGAAUGUAUUUCCUUCGACUACCGUAUCAUCGGCCACUUUGUCCAUUGCAAACGCAGCCCUUGUGCUUGGCGUGUGGUUCGGCUACUCAGAGGGCAAGGCCAGCCAAACGGGUUCUAAACGAGAGUAA
Molecule: messenger RNA, 1281 nt
Organism: Postia placenta MAD-698-R-SB12
Lineage: Eukaryota; Fungi; Basidiomycota; Agaricomycetes; Polyporales; Adustoporiaceae
Product: glycosyltransferase family 58 protein
Exons: 6
Coding region: 1-1281 (426 amino acids)
Cellular component (GO): endoplasmic reticulum
Molecular function (GO): dol-P-Man:Man(5)GlcNAc(2)-PP-Dol alpha-1,3-mannosyltransferase activity
Source: RefSeq, a predicted model, not a curated record